This is a messenger RNA of Harmonia axyridis, 2760 nucleotides long. RefSeq lists its product as uncharacterized. The transcript has 2 exons. NCBI's taxonomy places the organism in Eukaryota, Metazoa, Arthropoda, Insecta, Coleoptera, Coccinellidae. The record is from RefSeq and is a predicted model, not a curated record. The coding region runs from base 1 to 2760 and encodes 919 amino acids.
AUGAACUACACCUAUGAAUGCUGUAAGAAGAAAGAGAACAGUCACACUGUAUGUAUGAGAUGUUUUAGUCAUUUUCAUCUGAGCUGUCUGGAAAGGAAGAAAUCAGCUAAAGUAGUGGAUGGAGGAAGUUGCUUAUGUUCUAUAGAAUGCCAGAGAAGUUACAAACGUGAGGAAGAAGAGAAAGUUUUACAAGUGAAGAAACUGAAGGAGUAUACCCAGAAAAUUAAGAACUUGGAGGAGAACAUUUUUCACAUUGAAGAGGAGAACGAGAUAAAGGUGAAAGAGUUGUCAGACCAAAUGGAUAAAAUGAGUCUGUUGGGUAUUGAACGGGAAAACCAAAUAAGAACUCUUAGAAGGAAUAGUGAAACUUUCGAAAACGAAGUUUUUCUAUCGGAGAGUGAAUAUGAGGCGAAGAUUAAGGCAUUAGAGAAGAGUGAGAAAGAACUGCACGAAAAAUUGCAGGCUUCUGAGAAUAUGGUCGCUAGUAUACUGGAGGAUUUGAAUGCCAGCAGAGAGAUUGGAAAGGAGUUAAGGGAUGAGGUAAACAAAUUGAAAAUUACAAAUCAGACCCUUGUCAGUAAAAUAAAGGAUCUUGAUGAAGAAAAUGAAAGGAAUAGAGAAGAUGUACAGACCAAAUCAGAGGAGAUUGAAAAACUAAAUGAAGACUUGAAACAAUUGAAGAAAGAAGAACAAAAUUUUGAGAAGGCCCCAACCCAUAAAAACGAUCGAGAGGAACAGGGACAAUAUAUGUGUGAAGGAGGAAUUUCGGAUGAGAAUUUGCUGAAACUGGAAAAAAGAUUAUAUGGGAGAUUACUAUUACAGUUACGAGAGAAUUUAUUACCUGAAAUAGAAGGUAAGAAGACAAAACCAAAGGAUGUAGACGACUGCAAAAAGGCACACUCCAAAGAUAAAGAUGAUGGUGAAAAAACACAACCCAGAAAGAAAGAUGACAACAAAACAGCUCCAACUAAAAACUACGCUGAUGUGAUCAAAAAAUCUGAGACCAGGAAUGUUAAAAACAAACAGGAAUAUAUAACACCACGAAUAGUUAUAAAUGAAGAACAGACCGUUUUAUCUGAAAAAGAAGAUCACCUGAGGAAGAAUAAGGUUAGAGAAGAUUUUUGGACAACAGUGGGAAAUCAAAGGAAGAGGUCACGAAAUAGGAGUGCGAUAGAGGGAAAUAGUGACAUUGUUAAUCUGCCACCAGAUGCAGUUUUCACCAGUGCUGAAAAGAAAGCCUGGCUUUAUGUGGGCAGAGUGAGCUUAAAGGCAACGGAGGAUAACAUCAAAAACUUCCUUGUCCAAAAAUUUCCAAACAGGGAGUUCACAGUUAAUAUGUUGCCCAAAAGAGAGGAUGCUGGUUGUAUCGCUUUCAAGGUUUCAACCGACAUCUCGUUGAUCAAUGAAUUACAGAAACCAGAAAUAUGGUCUCAGGGAGUUCUCAACCUUAGAGAACAAACAUGGGGGAGUGCCAUAUAUGCCAGAGAUGGUUUAUUAGGGAAAGUAAGAAAAGAAGCCACAGAGAACUCAGUAGAAAAUCACAUUGAGAUUUCAGCUUGCGAAUUUAAGAUCAACAAGACAAAGAUCAUUGUAUCAGCAGUAUACAGACCACCAAGUGGAGAUUUCGAGACAUUCCUACAAAGACUAGAAAAACUGGUAGCACUCUUCACAAAUGAGGCUAAUAAAACGGUGAUAAUAGCGGGUGAUUUCAACGUAAACUUUGUCAACAAGGAUAGCAUUGAAAGAUUACAAAUGUGCUCAAUGCUCAAUUCCUAUGGUGUAUACCAUACAAUUAGCGAAAACACUCGCAUAACUGAAACAGCAGCAUCUUGUGUGGACAAUGUUCUAGUUAACAGGUGUAGUAUUUCGGGGGAAAUCCUUCACUCACAGAUUUCUGACCAUACCGCACAAAAACUUACAGUUACUAUUGGCAAGACAGAGACCAAAAAAGUAAUGAGGAGAAUUUUCAAUCAAGAAAACAUUGAUACUUUCCUAAAUGCCUUAGGAAGUUUAGAAUGGAUGGAAAUUCGCGAAAUAGAUGAAAGAGACGUUAAUGGACAAUGGAAAUGGUUUAUGAAGUUGUAUCUGGCAUGUUUCAAUGGAUGUUUCCCACUCAAGAGGAUCACACUAGGAAGUAGGCAAAGGAGAAGAAUGGAUCCAGAGGUGGCAGAGUGCAAAAACAGACUGGAUAUUCUCUAUACAGUAAGUAGUGUUAAUGGAAUGUAUAGGAAUACUUAUCGAGAGACUAAGAAGGAGUACAACAGGAAGCUGAAAGAAAGCAGGUCCAAACGAUACCAAGAAAGAUUGGUCGAAUCAGAUAACAAACAGAGAACCACAUGGAAUAUAGUAAAGGAUAUCAGAGGGACAGUAAACACGAGAAAUAAACAAGUUGAUGGAGAUCCCAAGACUGUGGCUGACCGUUUUAAUGAUUUUUUAAUAACUUCAAUCAGAGAUCUGGUAUCAACAAUGAAUCCACAAUCCUAUACAAGUAAAAUCAAGAGGAACAGUAUAUCCAUAUUCCUACACCCUGCAACUCCAGAGGAGGUGAUGAAGGUCGUUAAAAACCUAAAAAACAAGAUGAGUGCAGGUAGUGAUGAGGUCCCAACAAGGAUAAUGAAAUUGAGUAUAGAAAGCAUAGUGGACAUUGUGACAUAUAUUUUGAAUAAUUCCUUGAAGUGUGGACUCUUCCCGGAUGGUUUGAAGUUGGCCAAGAUAAGACCAGUUUAUAAAAAGGGUGAUCAAGAUAAACUGGAAAACUAG